AUGGAUAUAGAAGAGGAAGAUGAUGAAGAUGAUGAAGAUUCGGGUGGAAGACUUCGAAGCAAACAGGACAAUUCUGAAGCAGGCUAUGAUCGCUAUUUCCAGGAUCUUCAAACUUCAGCAAAAACAUCUAACAACACUUUAUCCAAACUUGCUGUUCUUAAUCCGAAAGAAUUCAACGACAUUCUGGCUUCAGCACCAAAAAAGCAUGAUAUUGAGAUCAAAAGACUAUUGAAUGCCCACCGUUCUUAUUUCUCACAGUGGGUCUUUGAGCUUCACUCUGGCUUCAACCUCAUCUUCUACGGUUAUGGGUCCAAGCGACGUCUAUUAAACGACUUUGCCCAGUCUUCUCUAUCAAAUGGACCACUCAUUGUAAUCAAUGGCUUUUUCCCUUCAAUUAAUAUCAAAGAUAUUUUGCUCAAAAUCACUUCCGGUGCCCUAAAUAUCACUUGCUCGACAGGGCAAGUUCUGGAACAUGCAGCUGUUAUAUGCGAUUACUUUUCAGAUGAUGAGAGAGAGUUUGAUCAUCUCUACUUGGUAAUUCACAACCUGGAUGGUGCGAACCUGCGCAAUGAACGUGCACAGACAGUCUUGUCUAUGCUUGCAAAUUCGCCAAACAUUCACUUGAUUGCUUCUGUUGACCAUAUCAAUGCUGGCUUGCUGUGGGAUAAUGUCAAGGCAAGUCGCUUCAACUGGAUUUGGCACGAUGGAACUACGUAUGAUGAUUACCUGGUUGAAACAAGUUUUGAGAACUCGUUGCUAAUGCGUUCGGGAGAAAUGGGUGGUGUAAGGGGUGUCCAAUAUGUUUUGACUUCACUCACCAGCAAUGGUCGUGGAGUGUUCCGAGUUCUGGCCGAACACCAGCUAGUAGAAAUGGAGAUGUCUUCUUCUGAUGGUUCUGACAACUCAGCAUUGGGGUUACCUUACAACAAAUACUAUCAACUGUGUCGAGAAGGUUUCUAUGUGUCAAGUGAUGCAAGCUUACGUUCACAAUUGACCGAAUUUAAGGAUCACAAAAUUAUUCACACAAAAAGAUUACCAGAUGGUACAGAAGUAUUUUAUAUACCUCUUGAUAAGGCGACUCUUACCAGUAUUGUAGAGAACAUGGCAUAG
This is a messenger RNA of Phycomyces blakesleeanus NRRL 1555(-), 1110 nucleotides long. RefSeq lists its product as hypothetical. Gene Ontology annotation, cellular component: nucleus; nuclear origin of replication recognition complex. The record is from RefSeq and is a predicted model, not a curated record. NCBI's taxonomy places the organism in Eukaryota, Fungi, Mucoromycota, Mucoromycetes, Mucorales, Phycomycetaceae. Bases 1 to 1110 code for a protein of 369 amino acids. The transcript has a single exon. Gene Ontology annotation, molecular function: DNA replication origin binding. Gene Ontology annotation, biological process: DNA replication.